AUGAGCCGGAGUCAAUCAGUUUAUGGAGUUAGUUCUGGAAGAGGUUUUAGCACGUCCUCUUUAGGACAAACCAGCAUAAACAGACGCAUUUCGGCCCCUGUAACUCAAAGUCAGUUUGGGGGUGCACGUGCUGGUUUUGGGAGCAAAAGCCUCUUUCAGUUGGGUGAUGCAAGUGGUGGUAGAAAAAUAUCCACUGGUUCAAGUGGAGGUAGACUUGGACAAGGCUCAAGUUUUGGAAUUGGAGGGUCUGGUGGUUCAGGUGGCUAUUCAGGUUCUGGGUCUUCUGUUCAAUCUGCUGGUAUUGUUAAUGUGAGUGUUAACCACAACCUUCUGGCUUCAAUUAAAAAUGUGGAGAUUGAUCCAAAUAUUUCAUUGGUAAAGAAGGAAGAGAGGGAGCAGAUCAAGACAUUAAACAACAAAUUUGCAUCCUUCAUUGACAAGGUACAUUAUACAAAACUGUUAUUCUUCAUUAUAACAUCUAUCUAUCUAUCUAUCUAUCUGUCUGUCUGUCUGUCUAUCGAGUGAUCAAUCGAUCUAUCUAUCUAUCUAUCUAUCUAUCUAUCUAUAUUUCUCUUUCUGCCAUCUACUUUCUUUCUGCUGUUCUCCCUGUUAAUCUUUCUGUCUGUGUUUCUGCCAGUUUCUCUGUGAUAUUUAUCUUCAUAAAUCAAUAUUCAUGUGUGUGUGUGUGUGUUUUUGUGGCCUAUAUUUAUGUUUAAAAAAUGUCUUGUGGCAAAAGUAUGAUGUUUAUCAUUAAAUAAAUAUAUCUCAUACUGUUAUUAUUUGUUUUAUUGAUAAUAUGACAUGUUCAAGUUGCUUAUUGCUUUCUUAUUGAUGAUUAGGUCCGAUUCCUAGAACAGCAGAAUAAAGUGCUCGAGACUAAAUGGAGCCUCCUACAGCAACAAGGAGGCCAGGCUACUGUCAAGAGUGACAUUGAUGGUAUUUUUAAGGCAUACAUAAACAGUCUGAGAAGCCAGUUGGACAACUUAAAUAAUAGCAAAGGUCGCCUUGAUGGAGAACUGCGUAACAUGCAGGAUCGCGUUGAAGAAUUUAAAACAAAGUAUGUACAUUAACAUAUAGAUCAAUAUUAUAGGUAUGUUGUACUCACACUAGAAAAGUUCCCAUGGGAGAAUCUGUAUUUAAAACGCUUAAGCCAGUAAUGGCUAAACUUGAGUCUGCAUAUGUUUAUGAACUACAUUUCCCAUGAUGCCCAUGAUGCCCAGCCUGCUUUAUAUUGAGUACCAUGUGAAAAGUAGUUCACAAACGUCCACGAAGCCACGGUUAGCUGUCAUUGACAUAAGCCAUGUAUACUCAAUGGCAAUGUUCAAAAGGCUGAUCAUAUAGUUUGUUCACCCUUAGGACAAGAUAAUAAAUUAAAGAACUGCUAAGUGGUCUAGUAGAUCAACAUAAAAAGCUAGUAAACAUAUUUGCCAGAGUUGGCUUCUUUGAUGUUUGAAUCAUACUUUGCUAUAAAUAUUUAGUGAAAGGGAAGAUAUGCUGAAGUGUGUACCUUCAGGCGCAGUGAUCCCCCAGUGAGCCACACUAUGCAUAUUAGCAGACACCACAUCACACUAUGAGAAGGUAGAGUUGUACACUGCUCAUGACAUUACACACCUGACUUGGAAUACAUGUCUCAAUAGCAUUUUAUAUUUGUAUUGGAACAUUCGUUGGGAACAUUCUAUUGUUUUCUGUUAUAAUUGCUCAGUUUUUACACCUUUGCUCAACUCUGUUAUAUAGUUUUGUUUAUUGUCUUACUGCCCCAUAUAUUGUGCUAGAUGACAAGUCAGCCUUUAACGUCAACAACUUACAACUUAUGGUUUCUAGAGACAGUUUACAAGAUUAUUGUCAAGUUCAUAGAAUGUUAGAAUUGUAGUGUAAUUUGCUAAGGUGCAGCCCACUCAUUAAAUUUAGAGCAUAGAAACAUAUUUGACAUAAGAAGUUGCAUUGAUAAUUUUAUUAUUUUACUUCAAUUCAUUUUACAUGUGCCCAAGAGUUUGUGGAGUAUUUUAGAAAGAUGAAUGCAUUAUAAUGAUCAUUUUACACAUUUGCCCAUGUAUCAUGAUAAUUGGGGGGAUUUCCAUGGCCUUUGAUUCUCCUUGGUACGGGUAGGCAACCUUCAGCACUCCAAAUGUUGGGGACUACAUGUCCCAUAAGGCUUGUACAGCCAUAAUGCUGGCAAAGUAUCAUGGGAGGUGUUCUCUGAAACAUCUGGAGUGCCGAAGGUUGCCUACCUCUGUUCUAACACUAAUUGGAUUAUACUUAAAUCCCCUCAUUGCUUAGUAUAUUAUGUCAUAUCUGUGUUUCUUACCUGAAUACAAGUGCCCUACUAAAGGACAUGUCCAAGUAAUCACUAAAUAGGGCCAAGAAUUCCUAUAUAAUGUAUAAAGAAUCCUACAGAAAGAUUCACAGCAUUAACCGAUCAUUACAAAUAAUAUGCAAGCAUGUCAGUCACCAUAACUACUACAGAUUACCUUUAAUAGUCCUAUUUAAUACUAGUAGUACUAAUGUAGCAUUGGUAUUAGUAUUUUUAUGCACAGGGUGUGGUUUCUCAAAACAAUUGCAAAAUUCCCCAAUACACUAUCAUUUUAUCUUUUAACCAUAAAUACUGUGAUAACCAGUUUGGUAACAAGUCAGAUAGUAACUGCCUGCAUGUUGUAACAUUACAUGGGCUUCAGUGUCUAUGUAUCAUCAUACAGUCAAAGUGUAAUGUAAUGAUAAUAGGUAACUGGUAUUAAUGUAAAAUAAACUAAAAAGGAUAAACUGUUAGGCAAGUAUGAACUCAAGCUUUAUCUUAUCAUAUUGAAUGUAAUUUCAACAACCAAUUUCAGUCACACUUCAGAACAUGGCACCUUGUAAAAUUUCAAACAGCACAUGUAUAACUUGACUGCGGACCCAUAUCUCAAACCCAUCGUUUUAAGUGGAUAAGGGCAACGGCCACAGCUUUAUUAAACUGUAAUACAAUAUUCUUAAACCUUGUCAGCUGUUGGGUGAGAGCCCAACAGACGGUUCUCCAACCUUCUCUCCAAGAGCCCAACACAGCUGUCACUAGCCAUCAGCCAUAUGCAGACUGUAGAUUCCCCAAGGUGACAACUUGUCUUACUCCUUCCCUUGACUAUGCUGUCCAGGAAUCCCGCCAGUUGUGAUAAUAGAGGAAAGCAAAGAAAGACCACACACACACACCAAAUCCAGGGAGGAAGGGUUGGAAAUUCUGUAAGGGUCCCUCAACUGAUCCUGCUGACUGUUAAGUCCCCUCCCCUCUACUCUACUUGAAACUCCUCCAUUUUCUGCAACAUUGAUGCAAUCUUUAACACCAGCACGGAAUCCAUGGGUAUUAGUUAUGCUAUGCCUUCCCCAUUUGUCCAGGGGUAAACAAUUCUACCAUUUUUAAGAAACACAGUAACAGAUUGCACAAUAGGUUAAAGAUAUUUAAAGGAACACUAUAGGGUCAAGAAUAAAAACAUGUAUUCCUGACCCUAUAGUGUUAGAAACACAUGCUCCCCUUAAAAAAUUAAAAACUCACCUUUUUUUCCAGUGCUGCACGGGUCCGCCUCCUUGGCUCACAUCAUUAGAAUUGAUGAUCUCAGCAAAUCUCAGCCAAUUUCCCAUUGGAAUGGGUGAGAUUGUCAAUUCUGAGGAUAUCAGCCAAGGAGAGAGGGUGAGGGUGGUGAAAAAAUACUGCCUUAGUCAAUCAGCAUCUCCUCAUACCCUCAGUGGCUACUUACACAUUUCAGCUCUCUGUUUAUAGAGUUUGAUGAAAGGUCAACUGAAUUAAGUCAUCCAGAAGAAUUUUAAGAGAAAUGUAAUAUUAAAAUUAUGUCAAUUAAUAUGUUGGCAUAUGGUUAACAAGUUCACAUUCAGGUAAGCAAAUGUAAAACUUUAAAUAAAUCUGUACCUGAAGUCCGUUUCUGUAAUAUCCAAAAUGGCAUCCAGAAAUUGAACAAAUUCAGAUGGAAGGGCCAUAUUGACUGCAAACUCAGCUGACCAUGUUCCCCAUUUUUUUUUUUAUUAUUCAUACCCAUAGCAUAGCAGCAAACACUAAGAUAUUCAAAAACUCUGAUGAGAAAAAUUAAGUUUUUAUUCAUCCCUGAGCUAACACUUUUAUUAGCUACAUAGUUACAUAGCCUAAUAUCUGGCUGACAUAAAACAUGUUGGUGAUAUAAUAAUAUAAUAGCAGUAUCUGUUCUGAUAGCAGUAUAAUUGCACUAGUAACUGCUCUGUAUAUGAUAGUGUGAUACUGCAAAAAUAAAAUUAUGAUUUAAUAAACAUUGCGACAGGGUGUCAUUUUCUCACUAUAUAUACAAUAUCUUUGUACAGGUAUGAAGAUGAAAUAAAUGCACGUGCUGGAGCUGAAAAUGACUUUGUUGUACUGAAAAAGGUAGAAUCUUAUAACUAACAUUACAAAGUAAUGCAACAAGGGGGUUAAUUACUGACAUCAAAUGUGCACCCUGUUGUGUGAGCUGCUGAAACUUUUAUUAUUAAUGUGUAAAAAGAAGAGGAAAGAAGGACUCUCCUGAAUUUCCAAAUUGGGGCAUAACCCAAUAUAUGUAGCCAAAGAAACAAAAAACUCCAGUCUCUAACUGCAUAGAAUAAGGAACAGAAGAGAGGAAUUUCUCAUAGCAAUUAAAGUACAAUUUAUUAUUACUGGACACAAAAUCCAAGUGUGCAAUUAUUAAUGAGAAUACCUAAUAGGUAAGAGAUUAGGUGUGAGCUAAAAUUCCACUGAUGUUAAGCCCCUACAGUUAUGGAUAUUUCCUUUAUUAAGCUAGGGAAUCAAAAGUGGUCUAUUAACUGAAUCUCUAAAAUGAAAUGAAAUAUUCCCUUUUGCUGGACAAAAGAUCCAAGUGUUUAAUUUGGGAUAGACAGUACCAAAUAGGAAAGAGAUGUAAGAUAAAGUUCCACUUAUGUUAAGCCUCUAUGAUUCUGAGUUUGGGCAUCAGAAAAGUGGUCUAUUAACUAAAUCUCUACUAAGAGAAAAGAGGAUAGGGAAAUGGGAAACAUACAGAUAGUAAAGAUUUGAGUAUAUUACAGGGUGGGGAUAGAGAGCCUCUUAUCAUCAAAGGGUAGUGGUUAAUGGCAGGGAAAGUACAAAAUCUGUAACCUAUCACAAUGUUGCAAAUGGAGUAGCGGAGUAAUUCGAGUGUCGGAGGUCCUCAAUGUAAUAAGAAACUGAAUAGCUUUGUUAAAAUAUAUUAUAUUAUACAAAAGACCCCCUUCUUUUUCCUCCUCUCUCAUCUACUAGAGAAGCAACAAAAAGUGUGACAAAGUUAUUAGAGGAAUAAGGUCCUCGCGGUAACUUAGUACUGGAUAAUUUAGAUACAAAUGUAAUUACCUAAUACCUCGGGAUAACAGACAUAUUUUAAGCUCCCUACUGGGAUUGUCUCUAAAACAAGUUGUUGAGGAGCCAACUCGUAAAUAGGCCAUACUAGAUUUAGUGUUAACAAAUGGAGAUUUGGUAUCAGAUAUUACUGUAGGUGAAAGUUUAGGAUCCAGUGAUCAUCAGUCAGUGUGGUUUAAUAGAAGAACAGUGACUGAGUCACACCACACAAAAACAAACGUUUAAGACUUUAGAAAAAUAAACUUUUCUAAAAUUAGAAUAUGUGUAAAUGAGUCAUUAUCAGACUGGAGCAAUAUAAAUGGAGUCCAAGAGAAAUGGGAUUAUUUAAAAGUUGCACUGCUGAAGGCAACAGAAAAUUGCAUUAGGCUUGUCAGUAAAAGCAAAAAAUUCAAGAAACCACUAUGGUACUCCACAGAUGUGGACAAAAUAGUAUAAAACAAAAAGUUAGCAUUUAGUAAUUAUAAAAGUGAGGAAGUCAGAAUGAUCAAUAAGAUUAGGCAGAAAGAGGCUGAGCAAAUUAUAAGAGCUUCCAAAUCACACACAGAAGAGAAAAUAGCACAGUCAGUAAAAAAAGGGGACAAAACAUUUUUUAGAUACAUAAAUGAAAAAAGGAAAGUAAAACAAGGAUUAGUUAGAUUAAAAACAAAAAAAAAGGAAGGUAUGAAGAAGACGAUAAAGGUCUAGCUGACAGCCUCAAUUAAUAUUUUUGUUCAGUAUUUACAGAUGAAAAUGAAGGAAAGGGGCCUCAGUUAGGAAAAAGGACAAAUGGGUCUUUUGUUACAUGUGAGUUUACAGAGGAAGAGGUUCUAUUUCAACUGUCAAAGGUAAAGAGUAAGUCAAUGGGACCUGAUGGAAUACACCCAAAGUUAUUCAAAGAGCUUAAUGGUGUACAAGCAAAACCAUUAACAGAUUUAUUUAACCAAUCAUUGUUAACAGGAGUAGUCCCAGAAGAUUGGAAGUUAGCGAAUGUUGUGCCCAUUCACAAGAAAGCUAGUAGGGAGGAGUCGGCAACUAUAGGCCAGUAAGCCUUACUUCAGUAGUGGGGAAAUUAAUGGAGACCAUGAUAAAGGAUAGGAUUGUUGAACAUCUAAAAACAUAUGGAUUUCAAGAUCAGAGACAACAUGGGUUUAGUUCAGGGAGAUCAUGCCAAACUAAUCUUAUUGAUUUUUUUGAUUGGGUAACUAAAAUAAUAGAUCAGGGUGGUGCAGUAGACAUUGCUUACCUAGAUUUCAGUAAGGCUUUUGACACUAUUGCACAUAUAAGGUUUAUCAAUAAACUGCAAUCUUUAAGUUUGGAUUCCAAUAUUGUUGAAUGGGUAGGCAGUGGCUGAGUGACAGGCAACAGAGGGUUGUAGUCAAUGGUGUAUAUUCAGAGCAUGGGCUUGUCACCAGUGGGGUACCUCAGGGAUCUGUACUUGGACCAUUCUCUUUAAUGUUUUUAUUAGUGAUAUUGCAGAAGGUCUUGAUGUUUAGGUAUGUAUUUUUGUUGAUGAUACUAAGAUGUGUAACAGGGUUGAUUUUCUAGGAGGGGUAAGUCAAAUGGUCAGAGUUGUGGCAACUGAUAUGUAAUGUGGAUAAGUGCAAGAUAAUGCAUCUUGGAUGUAAAAAGGGAAAAGUACAGAGUAGAGUGCUAACCUCAACAUCUGAGGAAAUGGAUUUAGGGGUGAUUAUUUCUGAUGACUUAAAGGUAGGCAGACAAUGUAAUAGAUCAGCAGGAAAUGCUAGUAGAAUCCUUGGUUGUAUAGGGAGAGGUAUUAGCAGUAGAAAGAGGGAACUGCUCAUGCCAUUGUACAGAACACUGGCGAGACCUCACUUGGAGUAUUGUACGCAGUACUGGAGACCAUAUCUCCAGAAGGAUAUUGCUACUUUAGAUAGUGUUCAGAGAAGGGCUACUAAACUGGUUCAUGGAUUGUAGGAUAAAAUUUACAAGGAAAGUUGAAAGGAACUUAACAUGUAUAGCUUGGAGGAAAGACGAGACGGGGGGAUAUGAUAGAAAAAUGCAAAUACAUAAAGGGAAUCAACACAGUAAAGGAGGAGACUAUAUUAAAAAGAAGAAAAACUACCACAAUAAGAGAACAUAGUCUUAAAUUAGAGGGGCAAAGGCUUAAAAAUAAGUAUUACUUUACUGAGAGGGUAUUGGAUGCAUGGAAUAGCCUUCCAGCUGAAGUGGUAAAGGUUAACACAGUAAAGGAGUUUAAGCAUGCAUAGGAUAUGCAUGAGGCUAUCCUAAGUAUAAGAUAAGGCCAGGGACUAAUGAAAGUAUUUUAAAAAAUUGGGCAGACUAGAUGCGGCGAGUGGUUCUUAUCUGCCGUCACAUUCUAUGUUUGUAUGUUUCUAUGAUAAAAGAUCCUUACAUGUCAUUUAAAUAGGAUAAAUAACUAAAAAUGUAAGUAUGGGACUCCAAUCUCCUCACUAUCAAUCCUAACCCAGCAUCAUAGAUACAAUCUUGAACUCUGAACCUAUUUCCAGCAAACAAAAACCCAUACCCUCAUGCUCCCCAAAUUUAAAGGAAAAAUAAAAAAAUAAUAAUAAUAAUCAGACUAACUUAUUUAUUUAUCUAUACAAUAUUUUACCAGGAUGGAUACAUUGAGAUUUCUCUUUUUUUCAGGUAUGUCCUGGGUCUUUGUCCACAAAACAUUGCAUUGUUACAAUAGGAUACAAUAUUCCAAAAAUACAAUAUACAAACUAUAUAUAUACACACAUAUUUAAAUUUAAUACAUAACAGGUAAUAAAUAUAUUCAACCAUGACCAGGUGCAUUCUGUGCUGAGGUAUUUUGCCAUAAAUCUCUUAGAAGAUUUUAGAUUGAGUGAAGAUUUGACUGUGUCAGCUUCCCAGAAAUGUUCUUAUGCACAAGGCUGGAAAGAUGAAGAGUGCGUCGGGAUUCCAGUGACAGCCAGUUUAGCUCUUUUAACAUGUCACAGUGGUGGGUAAAGUACUUACAUUCUAGUACAAAGUUGCAGAAUGAAUUAUAUAACGUACUAGGUUUAUUAAGGUGGGUUUGCGGUGCGGGUGCAUACACUAGGUCCCCAUAAUCAAUGACCGUCAGUAGCGUUAUGCUAACUACAAAUCACAAACUAAGAUAAGAGUUAAAAGUAAGUAACGCCCAAUGCCCAUUUCGGCGCCAAAAGUAGUGUUCCUUCACCUGGGGCUAGCGUCAGAAGAAGGCGCACUACUUUUAGCGCCGAAACGCUCGUCGGGCAUUACUAAUGUUUAAUUUGUAUCUUAGUUUGGUGAUUUGUAGUUAGCAUAAUGUCCAGCAAUAGGGAAUAUUUCAUUUCCUUUUAGAGAUUCAGUUAAUAGACCACUUUUGAUGCUCUAGCUUUAUAAAGGAAUCCAUAAGCAUGUAGGCUUAACAUCAGUGGAAUUUUAUCUCACACCUAGUGUCUUACCUAUUAGGCAUUCUCAUUAAUAAUUGCACACUUGGAUUUUGUGUCCAGUAAUAGUAAAUGGUACUUUAGUUGCGUUUUUUUGUAUCUUUGGAAAUUUAAAUAAUUACAUGCAUUAAAUGCAAUUUCUGAGUGUCAAUGGAUGCAUAUUUAAUUGGAGCAUAUUUUUUUUUUUUUACCAGUAACCAAAUUUACUGUGGUUUAUUAUUGCGCUUUAUUAUUUUGCAUACAAGAAGUGAUAAUUUGUUUAUGUAAAAUCCCUUUAGGAUGUAGACACUGCAUACUUAGCGAAGGUGGAACAAGAAGCAAAAGUGAAUGGGCUGAAUGACGAGCUCAAUUUCUUAAGAAAUCUUUAUCAACAGGUAAUUAUCCAUCUUGCAGGAGUUUUGUGUUUCAGUAUCAAUUUUUGUUGAUCUACUGAUUAUUGAAUAGGACAUUUCUACUUCUUUUUUUCUAGUAAUUUUAAUUUAAUCAUUUGUAAGUGAUGCCAAUGGCUAAUUUAACAUUUAGAAUUUUCUGUGCUUGUGAUGGUUGUGUCUAACCAUGUGCAUCAAUGUGGCAUUUGAUUACAUUUGAAAAGUCAAAUUAAAAUUAAAUAUUUUAAGGAUAUAUAUUUUUUUAUGAAAAGAAUAAACUUAAAGCAGAGUUGGAUCAGUUGUGUUCUUUGAUUACUAAGUUAAAAAAAAAAAUUGAGUUCCAUGUAUUGGAGACUAGUUUUCUAGAUGUCUGGACUAUUUGAAGGAUAAUAAAAAUGCAUUGGCAACAGGCCUACUAGCAAGAGUACUAUUAUCUCACUUCAAUUUGAGUGGGCGUAUAAAAGGGGGAGGAUGGUUAGUGAUGUUAAUUGCAUCACAGGUGCUGUCCAAAGGGGGGCUGAAAUGGGGUCUGAUCCACCCAAAUUACUGGCAGGUCAGUCUGAGCAUGAAUGCAUGCCAGGCUGCAUACCAAUCACACAGGUAAGCCCACUGACGGUAGACCACACAGGUAACACUGUUUCAGUUUUCUCUGCAGGGUCAUGGUAGCCUUAGAGUAGCAUGAGCGAGUCUAGUGAUGCACUCACAUUAUGCUUUUUGGCAACAAACCCAGGAGGAAGGGACAGGAACCAAAAAUUGGGACUCUCCCAACAUAAUCUAAUGAUUUUCCCUACAUUCCUUCAAAAACUCAAUAUUAUUGAUUUCAGAGUAAUUAUAAAUACAUAUUGAAAUGAUUCUUAAAUGGGCCCUCUUUAUCAGAGUAAAAAAAAUAUAGAGGUAAUGUUAUCAGUAUUUUUCCCUUAUGUAACUGCAGGAGCUUUCAGAACUUAAAGAUCAAAUAUCUGACACUUCUGUCAUUCUCUCAAUGGACAACAACCGUUCCCUGGACCUCAAUGACAUUAUCGCUGAAGUUAAAGCACAGUAUGAAGAUCUUGCCAAUAAAAGCAGGCUUGAGGCAGAAGAAAAUUUCCAAAAUAAGGUACCAAAAAACAGUAUGUUAACCAAAUGCAGGGUGUUGUUAUACCAUUCUAUCCGAAGAGCAACGUGAAUAUAUUUAUUAUUUAAGCAGAAUAUAUAAAGACCCUCAAAUAAAUGUGCUAUACUUUUGAUUAGAUCUUUGAAUUUGGUGUACUUACAUCUAUAUUCAAUCUUUCUAGGCAGUUAACCUGAAAUAGCUUUAGACUAAUUGUAUCUUCAUUUGGUAUUCUGUAAUGAAAAAGUACCUCAAGGGUGUUUCUUUUGGAUAUAUGUUGGUUAUUAAGAAGACCUAUAUUAAAGUCAAAACAGACUUUAAAAUUAUAUUUCUUACAAUUCAAGUGCCCAAAAUAAUCAAAGAUGAUAAAAUAUAAAUAAUAUAAUUUAUUUGCUGGUGUAUAUUUUAUUGAAUAUAAUUAAGAAAACACAUGGAUAAAAAAGGCAAAAAAUUAAACACAAGACAGUUUAAAUGUUACAAGUCAAACUCAAAUGACUGAUGGUGCGCUUUAGGCAAUGCAUUGUAUGUAUUAAUAAAGCACAGUUAGGUUUGGAAACCUGAUAAUUAUUAUUAUUUUAUUAUUUUAUUAUUUAUAUAGCACCAUCAGAUUCUGUAGCGCUGUACAAUGGGAUUACAAUGUAAUGCCUAAAAAAAACAUAAAGGCUGACUGUGCAAAUAUACUAUAAUGCCAUAGAAUAUAACAUUUGCUUUUAAAAAUCAAUGUUAAAAAAAGAAAAUAUUAAUGCGUCAAAAUGUCCAAUAUUUUAACUUUCUCAAAGGAUAAAAAAAACAUAAAAAAGCUAGUCAUGAAACGUCAAUUUAAAUUGGAAGAAAUUAUUUUUAAUCUUUCUCUCUCAUUAUUACAACAGUACAAGCAGCUGGAGGCUGCUGCAGGCCAACAAGGAGAUGACCUGAAAAAUAUAAAGAAUGAAGUUUCACAACUUAAUCGAGCAAUUCAGAAGCUGAAGGCUGAAAUUGAGAAUGUGAAAAAACAGGUAAGGGGCUCAGGACACGUAAUCAUUCCAGCUUAUUUUACUGUUCUAGAAAAUUUCAACUAAUGAACAAAGAGGUUUUCUUUUGUCACUAUAAAAUAAUCCAACUUUUUGUGUGUGUGUGUCAUCCAAUAUAUGAUAUGUUUUCUGAUUAUAUAUUUUACUUAUUGCUUGUAAGUGCUUAAGGGAUAUGUAAUGGAUUUUAAAGAGCGUAAAGGAAUAUUCCAUGCAGUAACCAAUCCACUGGUUUUAUUACUGCAUAGCCAAUGACUGGAAAUAGAUAUACACAAAUAAUACGUUAAACAAUAAAAUAUAAAAAAGAUACUCACAUUUGCUACAAAAUCUUUGAAGCAUCUGCAAUAGGCUUACACCAAAUCAAGAAGUAAUGCUAAUCAUUCUUACUUACCUUUCUAUAGCACUGCUAAGCAUAUCCCUUAAACAUAGGUUCAUGACCACUAUUUACAGAAGAUUUCUGAGUGUUGUAAUCAAUUUAACAUGCUCAGUCAUGAUACAGCAAUAUUUUGGAACUUAAAAUGGGUGAGCGUAACUAAUUACGUGUAACUAAUUAUUAUCGUUGUUUUAAAAAGCUAAGAUCUUUAAAAUAUACACCCAGAAUACUAACAGUAAACUUUCCUACAUGUUGCUCAAUAUAUUUGUGGAUGCGUGGAACAUAACUUCAAAAUUAAAAUACCUAAAAAACAGAACAUGAGUGCAUUUAGCAAAAAUAGGUUGCGCCAAUAAUAUAGUCCAAUAUAGUCAGAGAAUGCAUGUGUGCUUCUUAGUUAAUGGCUCUCCAGACUUCGGUUUGUAAUCCAAUUUAUUAAAUGAAACAGAGAGAUGGCCGAUAAUAGUGCAAUAUGUUUAGUGCUAGGUGUGGGCUCACAACACAGAUAUGAAAUAUGAAAACUAGUGCUCACAUUUGAUGGAGCUAUAAACCAGCUCUAAGUAAAUGGCAUACAGUGGUAUAAUCCCCCCUAACAUGUAGCUUUAUAGAGCGAUAGUUUGCAGAUAAAUAUACUGGAAAAAAUAUAAAGAAAACAAACAACAGUGCACACUGUGGUAAAAUAUAAUUCCAGAUAAAAAUCAUAGUAAUUUACUCACAUUUAGCUGAGCAGUGAUACUGCUCAAUUAAUAGUGCCUGGCAGGGGUCAAGUCCUGGGGAAUAAAGUGUGGGAACUCACCCAAGUUACACCCCCCACCAGAAAAAAAUACACUUGUAUGCAUAUAUAAACGCGUGCACACACACACUGACAUGUGCACACACACACAAACACACAGACACACACAUACACUAACAAACACACACAUCCACUCACAGACACACACACACAUACACUGACAGACACACAUACACUCACAGACACACACACACAGACACACACUCAGACACACACUUACAGACACACACUCUCACAGACACACACACACAUACACACACUCACAGACAUGCACACAUACACUCACAGACACACACACACACUCAUAGACACACACUCACAGACACACACUCUCACAGACACACACAGACACACACACUCACUGACACACAUUCACAGACACACACACAUACAUACACACAUACACUCACAGACACACACACAUACACUCACAGACACACACAUACAUACACCCACAGACAGACACUCUUUCACAGACACACACACACUCAGACACACAUAUACACUAACAGACACAUACAUGCACUCACAGACACACACACACAUACACACACUCACAGACACACAGACAUACACUCACAGACACACACACAUACACUCACAGACACACAUACACUCACAGACACACACACACACUCACAUACACACACUCUCACAGACACUCAAACACAUACACACACACACUCACAGACACACACACAUACACUGACAGACACACAUACACUGACAGACACACAUACACUCACACACACACACACACUCACACUCACAGACACACACACACAUACACUCACAGACACACACUCACAGGCACACACACAUACACUCACAGACACGCAUACAUACACACAUACACUCACAGACACACAAAAAAUUAUUCAUAUUUUUUUUUAAUUUUAAAAAUGUCCACCCAGCCUCCCUACCUGGAGAGCUGGCGUGGUCCAGUGGGGCUUCAGUGCGGCGGGCGCCUGUCUCUGUUAGACGCGGUGAGGGAGCUGUGUUCACUCUGCUCCCUCUCGCAGCGCGGGCUGUCUACUGAUGCUAGGAGCCAGAAUAUGAUGUCAUAUUCCGGCUCCCGCCAUCAGCAAACGGCGCACGAGGGAGCAGAGCAGAGAGGACACAGCUCCCUCACCGCCUCUGACAGCGAGACAGGCACCCGCCGGGGGGGGGGUCCAUCAGGUGGCCAUUAGGCCACCUAUUGGGCCCCCCAUGACAGGGGGAAUACGGGGGGCAUUUCAGGGCAGCAUUUUUAGCUGCGACCUGAGUGCCUGCAGGACCACAAAUGGGAACGGCGUUCCUGGUCUAAAAAAACUGCAGGAACGCUAUUCCCAUGCGUUCCUGCAGGACUCGAGACCUGGCGCCUGGGUGGUAUAAUCCCCACCAGUGAUAUCUUGUCAGGUAAAUUCUCCAGAGAGUUAUUUCUCACCAGGGUACAGAUGUAGAGUAGAUACUUCAAGGAGUAGGUGUGUCAGGAAAAUAAUAAAAUUUAAAAUAAUAAAAGCAUAAAAAGUUAAAUAAAUGGUCAAACACACAAAUGAGUGAAUGCCAAAAAUACUUUAAUGCUAAAAAAUAGAAUAGUAAAACAAAUACAACGCGCUUUGCCGGUAUAAGUGCUUCUUUAAGUGUUUCUUACAACCACUGAUUGGCUGAUUAAUUAGACAAAUUCCUGUGCCUACAUUUGCAUGUUUCUUCUUUUUAUUCAGAUUGCCAGUCUUGAAGCAUCUAUUGUUGAUGCUGAACAACGUGGGGAAUUUGCUUUAACAGAUGCCCGAGAAAAGUUGGCUGACUUGGAAGCUGCUCUGCACAAUGCCAAGCAAGAAAUAGCUCGCCAACUGCGAGAAUACCAGGAACUGAUGAACGUGAAACUGGCUCUGGAUAUUGAGAUCGCCACCUACAGGAAACUGCUGGAAGGAGAAGAAAGCAGGUUUGUGGUCUUGCAGAAAAGCCUCUCAAAUGUGCAUAGUUUUUGUUGAUGAGCAUAAAUCUAAUUUUAAUAUGUUUAAUAUUGGUAAAAAUUCAUGUAGACAAUAAAUUUGACAACUUUAAUAUUCUGAUUAUUUAUAUAUAUUUUUUAUAUACAGUUUCAUCAUUUAUAAUAGGGGUACUGAUAAUAAACAUAUCUUAUUUUAUCCAAACAUUGGCCUUGAUUUUAUAUUUUGGAUAAACUUGAAAAAAAUACAAAAUAUUAAAAUAUGAAUUAUAUACAUGAAAUAGAUCAAUAUAUAAAACAUGUAAAAAUAUUAAGAUAUUUUUUAAAAUAUAAAAUUAUUUUAAAAGUUAGUCCAAAAAUAUUAAAACAUUUGGAAAGCUUACUUAACCGCUUCAGGAUGAAGUCAAUAGUGCACAUUCUGAUCAAAACAAAACGUAAACAAAAACUGGAAUUUGCCCUAUAUGUCUGUUCAACCGUAAUUCACCGCUGUCACAUUAAGUGCACCCACACUUAUUAUAUAUAAUUUUGUUCAGGAGAAACAGGGCUUUAAUUUAUCAUUAACUAUUCAUAUUUAUUCAUUUAUUAUGAAUAAAAUUAAAUGUGAGAAAAUAAGAUUUUUUUUUAAAUUUGUAUUUCCAUCUGACAUUUUAGCUGUGAAUGUCAUAAUACUGUUAGGUUUUACUGCAAAAAAAAUGCAUAUAUUUGUAAUCAGCGAUUAAUUUAACAUGCUCAGUCAUGAUACAGCAAUAUUUUGGAACUUAAAAUGGGUGAGCGUAACUAAUUACAUGUAACUAAUUAUUAUCGUUGUUUUAAAAAACUAAAAUCUUUAAAAUAUACACCCAGAAUACUAACAGUAAACUUUCCUACAUGUUGCUCAAUAUAUUUGUGGAUGCGUGGAACAUAACUUCAAAAUUAAAAUACCUAAAAAACAGAACAUGAGUGCAUUUAGCAAAAAUUGGUUGCGCCAAUAAUAUAAAUUUAGUUUCAAUAUUUUAUUUAUUAAUUUUCUUAUUUUAUUUAUUAUUGUAAUUAUAUGUAUAUAUAUAAUAUAUGUGUAUAUAUCUAUUAUAUAUAUAUUAUAUAUACAUAUAUAUAUGUAACGUCAUUCUAAGUGUAUUUUAAUACUAAUAUAUGUACUUAUAUUAAUAUGACGUUACAUAUAUAUAAUAUGUAUAUAUAUAUAUAGUAUAUAAUAUAUAUACAUAUAUUAUAUGUUUAUAAAUAUAUUUAUUUUAUAACAUGUUUAAUUUUUUUUUAUAUUUACUUUCCCACCAGCAGGGAGACUGUCUGACAUUUCAGACAGUCCCCCUGCUGGCAGAUCCACAGCCAGCUAUAGGGGGCCAUGUGAUUGCUCUUUGAGAGCGAUCACAUGGCCCCCGGGAGCGCCGGGUAGGUAAGUAUCCCGGGCGCUCCAGGGCUCAAAGCCGUUACGGCGUUCUAUGCCGCCGUUACGGCGUUCUAUGCCGCCGCAACGGCUUUAAAGCCCACUUAAUGCGGGAUGGCAUAGAACGCCGUAACUGCGUUAAGGGUUUAAAAAUAUGAUAUUAUUGAAAAAAGAGAAUGGAAAAUUAAGAAAGAAGGCAAAUCUGAACAAUGAUUUCACUGUAAAUAGGUUUUCAUUUUAUUCUUGAUUUAGGUUACUAAAAAGCUUAAAAUUGAAAAAAGUAGGUGAAUUUGAAGAAUGAUUUUACUGUAAAUAUGCUUUCAUUUUUUUCCAAUUAUUUAUUCCGAAUAUUUUACCUAUAACUAGCGAUUUGCCUAUCUCAGUCUAUAUUUGUAUUCUCACCAUGUGUACUUUGAUUAAUGUGAUUGUCUUUUUUUCUAUAUAGAAUAUCGGGGGAGGUCACAAAUACUGUGAAUGUCUGUAAGUAGCUCACUAUUUAUGGUCAAUUUUCACUUAAUCAAAAGUAAUGUACAUGCAUUUUAACACAUUUUAACUUCAAUCUUUUCAACCCAUAUGCUGUCAACUUUCGGAUACUAUUAUUAGUAAUUUGUACUAGUUGCAUUACUAAUAGCCAUAAUAUCUUCUCAUCAAAAGGUCUCAUCCUAAGUGCUUUUAACAAAAAGUUCCCGGAACAUAGAGCCCAGAGUUAGAUACAUAAGCAGUUAUUCACGUAAAACAAUUCUUAAAUAAUUAUAUUAUCAAUAUUAGCAAAGUUAAAACUUUAGCAUAUUUUUCUUUGACUAACACACUUUAUGAUAACACACAAAAAUAGAUCUUUAUUAAUUUUAUUGUGAAGUUCUUAUUCACAUUAUACUUUCUUUUAUUACUAUUUAUUAUACAAUGUGAAGAUAAAUAUACAAAAGUUCUAGUUAUUUCUCUACUACAAUUUAUGGCAACAUAGUCAAUAGCUGGGAAAGUAUGGUAUAAUUAUAUUUUAAUAUUCCCUAUAUGCAGUGACAUUAAACUUGUCUAUUAAAUAAAAUAUUACCAACCUGCCUCUUUGGUAAACAUUUUGUGAUGUUUUGUUUUCUUUUUCAAAUCUUAAGUGUCAAAUUAGGUUUUAUGAGCAUUUGUACUAUUUAAGUACCGUAUUAUUUGCCCAUGCCCCCCAAUUAACACAUAGGUCAGAUAUACAAAUUACAUUUUGUAUGGUACACAUCCAAACAUUGCUCAUUCCAUGAAGCCUACAGGCUGCUCCAGCUGCAGGCAUUUACACUCUGAACCCAUUGAAGAGAUAGACAGACAGACUGACAGAUAGACAGACAGAUGGAAGAAUAAAUAGACAAUACUUGGAAAAAUGGCUUAAUAUUAAUAGUCUGUGUUGUUUGCUCUGCAGCUGUAAACAGCAGUAACCCAUCAUCUUCGUCUUCGUAUGGUUUUGGUGGAGGAUACAGCUCUGGGUACGGUGGAGGAAGUGUCAGUACAACAAAUACAGAAAGAAGACGCCCAGCUGUAAAAAUAAUAUCUACCACCGAGAGCCUGAAAACCUACUUGGGCUAAAGAUGCCAUUGGCAAAGUUCUACCAUGCUUUUUUUCCCAAUCAUUCACUGUUUCAUGGCCAAAUUACUUCAAUGAAUGUAUAUACAAUGAUAAUAAUCACUAAAUGAGUUGCACAUUGUUAGUGAAUACAAUAUCCUUACAUCCUUCAACAUUGCUCUGAAAUUAUAUGGGGAUGGUUGCGGGUUCAUAUAAUGACGAGGUCUCAGAUAAUCAUUAACUCAUUCAUGAUGAAAUGGUAAUAAUUGAAUGGUGACAGACAACGCACAGGGAACAUUGAUUACAUUAUGGGAAAACAGUCAUUAACAUGUUUUUAAUGCACUAUCACAAUGAACAAAAUACACUUUUCAUUGUUUAAAUCCUGCUGUGAAUUAUGUGUUAAAUAAACAUGGGACACAUCUUUAUUGUUAUUCUGAAUCAUUUGUUUCUGGCGAAUGACAAGUUAAUAGUUUGUUAAAUUGUAGAGAGUGCACAUAUAACUCCAUAUUUGUACGACAAGAUAUGCAGAACUGUUCAAGGGGCAUCCAAUGCUUGGGUUCAAGAAUUCUAAAACAUCAUGUUUGUUCAAAGCAAGGUUCAUGUGUUUUGCAACCACACCUUGAAGGGAACAUUUAGUCCAAAAAAAUAAAAUAUAUAUAUUUUUUGGGGGGGACUGUAAGUUCCCUGUUGUUACUGUGAUCUGUGUGCAUGCUUUUGUAAUGCUAAACUGUUUUUUUUAAAUAUGUAAUUAACCUCAAGCGCAUCAAAAUGGCCUCUUGUGGAGUCAAGCUGACUCCUCUUCCUCUUCUUCUACCAUUCAUUGCUCCCCAUAGAGCAUUGGGGAUAAUAAGCACAUGCACGGUGAGAUCAAGACACCUCCAAUUUAAUGGAUUCUGAGAAGAAUCAGUGGAGAUGGCAUGUGAGGCGCUGUCAGGAAUACAGCCACUAGAGGUUUGUUUAGCCCUGCAAUUUAAACAUGGCUGUUUCUACUUAAACAGGCCUGUGAUUGCAAUUACCGGCAGAAGGGGUGGGCUGUGCUGCUUCCCUACUGCCACUGUUUGUAGUGUGGCCAAGUGGACUGACAGGAAAUGCUCACUGAAAGAGCUCUUCCUGUCAGAUGGGUACUGCUGCAGUUACAGUAGGGUGGGGGUGAGACACAUGGAGGGUCUGAUGGGAUGGAACUCCUUGAGGAGCUUUGCAAUGGGACACCUUCAGGGGCUUUUGGAGGCAGUGCCAUCUUAACAGCAUUAUAGACCCCUGGGCAAAGCAGUGCACUAGGGCCCUGCCAACAUAGAAACUCACAGGAAUAAAAAUUUAAAUUAUUGAUAAAAUUAAGCUUUUAUUUAUUGGUAACUCAAGUAAAUGCAAUACAUACAUAAAAACAGACUGCUGAGCACACACAAAUGGCACACAAAUAGCGACAUGCAUGUGAUCAAGAUUCUGGAGAACCUGUGGGCUUAGAAGAUAAUAACAUCAACAAAUAAGCCUACCUCUCCAUGUGUGAUAUCUCCUACCUGGCAAAGGAUACCCUAAUCCACAUGGGAACCGUAGACACCAAGGCCACAGGGAUUGCUCAGAAAUCCCAAUGAUUGGAUCCCACCAAGACUGAUAUACACAGUCUGCCGAGUACACACAUACAGAGUGCUGAAUACAUACACACAGACUGAUGACUACAAAGACAGACUACUGAAUACACAGACAUAUUGCUGAGUAUACACACAGGCUGCUAAAUACACAUGAACACACACACACACACACACAAACAGAGUGCGUGUGUGAGGGGUGCAGAGUGUGUGUAUAAGGGGUGCUGUAUGUGUGUGUGAGGGGUGCAGGGUGUGUGUGUGCAUGUGUGAGGGGAGCUGUGUGUGUGUGUGGGGGGGGUGCUGUAUGUGUGUGUGUGUGUGAGAGAGAGGUGUGCAGUGUGUGUCUGAGGGGUGCAGAAAGUGUGUGUCUGUGGUACUGUAUGUGUGUGUGUGUCUGUGAGGGGUGCUGUGUGUGUGUGAGGUGUGCAGAGUGUGUGUAAUGGGUACUCUGUGUGUUUGUGUGUGUGUGUGUGUGUGUGUGAGAGGUGCUGUGUGUACGUGUGAGGGGUGCAGUGUGUAUGAGGGGUGCUGUGUGUGUGUCUAAGGGGUGCAUAAAUUGUGUGUGUGAGGAGUGAUACAUAGUGUGUGAGGGGUGCUGUAUCUGUGUGUUUGUGUGAGGUGUGCAGAAAGUGUGUGUGUGUAAAUAGCUGUGUGGGUGUGUCUGUGGUGUUGUUUGUGUGUGUCUGUGAGGGGUGCUGUGCGUGUGUGUGUGUGAGGUGUGCAGAGUGUGUGUGAGGGGUACUCUGUGUGUGUGUGAGUGGUGCUGUGUGUGUGUGUGUGUAUGUGAGGGGUGCUGUGUGUAUGUGUGAGGGGUGCAGUGUGUAUGAGGGGUGCUGUGCGUGUGUCUAAGGGGUGCAUAAAUUGUGUGUGUGAGGAGUGAUACAUAUGUGUGUGAGGGGUGCUGUACCUGUGUACCCUUCUUCUUACAUUUAUCCAGACACACACACACACACUGUCACCCUUGGUGGUCUGGUGGUGAGUAGUGCUCUUUAGCCUACAGCUCCUCUGGUUGCAGGCUGCCUAUACUUCUCCUUCGAGGUGAGUGCUGUGUCAGAGUGUUGCCAUGGUAGAGCCUCCCAGGUCCUUCCUUCCUCUCCUGCAGCCCUGGGUCCGCUCUCCCUCCCUGUCACUAAUGAAGGGUAAUUGGGCCAGUGAGGGAAAUCCUUGAUCCAAAGCAAGUGAGCAGGGCUGGCUCUCUGUGGGCCAGCAGGGGAGAUCAAAGGAUCUCCCCUGUCAGCCCCGGCACAUAGGCAACGCCCAGCAUUCCCAUGCGGAAAGAUGGCCCUGUUGUGGGGGGCAAUGGGACACCUUGAGGGGCUGUGAGGAGGCAAUGGGACACCUUAAAGGGGCUGGGGGAAGAGAUAAUUGGACACAUGGAGGGGCUGACUAGGGAGGAGUGAAUGGGACACCUUACGAGGGCUGUGGAGGGAUGAGGGAAUUGGACACCUUGAGGGUCUGGUGAGGGAGGAGGGAAGGGCUACAGGUGGAUCACAUGGAGGGGAUGAGGAGAGGAGGGAAUGGGGCAUCUUGAGGAGCUGUAGGGAGGAGGGUAUGGGACACCUCGAGGGGCUAGAAAGUGGGGGAAGAAAUGAGACACAUGGGGGGAUUUGGGGAGGAAAUGAGACACAUGGAGGGGCUUUGGAGGGGGAGGAGGGAAUGGGACACCUUGAGUGUAACAGUUUACUAAAAGUUGGAGCCUAGUUACAGGAGAUGGCACAGGGAGGAGGCAAAAACCAAAAGCGCAGUACAGAUUAAGGGGAAAUCCAAAGGCAGGGUCACAUGAGAAGCAGAAGUCAGGAAUGGCAGUGAAGUACUGUAGUCGGUAAAGAAGGCAGAGGUCUGAGUACAGGAAAUCAGUCAGCAGAGUAUCAAAGAGCCAGCAGGAAAAAACAAACAGGCAAAUAGACCAGAUCCUAGGUCUCAGGCUGGGCUGGCUUUUACAGCCUGCUAAUUAGGAGCAGCUGACCCUAAUUGGAAAAGGGCUGCAGGUGGAUCAGCACUGCUCAAUCCAGGCAAGGAGUCAGGAAGCAGAAUAAUGCAGACAUCUAGUGAAGCCCCCUGGUGGACAGCAUGGUAGAGAACCUGACUGGGAUGCUGGAGCUAUGAGUUUACAGAUACCCUUGAUAAAGGCAACCAGUUGGUGCCGAAACAUUGGGGGAGUUGGUGACUUGUGUUUCUGCCUUGGGGCUUGAAAGAUAUUUUGGUAUAGUACUAUUGUAUUACUGUUUGCCUCUAUUUUUGUUACUUUGUUUAUUACUGUUUUUUGCUUGAUAUUGUGUUUUCUACUGAUUAAACUCUUAUUGUACGUAAUAAUUGAAGUUGUUAUAGUGUGCAUUCAAUAUUAUAUAUGGAUGUUGAUAUUUAAACACUUGAGGGAGUGUUUAUAUGGUUUGCACCUGGUUUAUAUAAAUAUAAUUUUGUCUUUCCAUGGGAUUUUGAUUAAUAUAUUAUAUAGUAAAAUUCCAGUGAACUCACUCAGUCACUAAACAGCAACCUCGCAACCUCAAAGCUCACCUCCAAAAGGAUCGGUCACCAGAAACCAGCCAUGGACUGCAGUUUUGACCUUGUUGGUCAGCAUUGCACCAAUUCUGAUCUGGAAGUUAAAGUUUUCUGAGAGUAUAUAGCUAGGUAACAAAAAUAUUGUGGUCAUGCCAAAUAUGUUGCAAUUCCCCACAGGGCAAAUACAAAAAAAUAAUAGUGUUCUGUAAUAUCUGGAACAAGUUGUGAGAUGAAGCUUCCAUGAAUUGCAUUCAUUGUUCCAGCACAUCCCACAAAUGCUCUAUCAGAUUGAGAUCUUGCAAUUUGGAGGCCAAGACAACACCUUUAAGUCUUUAUCAUUUUACUCAAACCAUUCCUGAACAUCUUUUGCAAUGUGGCAGGAUGCAUUAUCCUGCUGAAAGAGGAAGUGAAGGAGUGUAUGAUGGUCUGCAACAAUCUCUUGGUAGUUAGCACAUGUUAAAGUAACAUCCACAUGAAUGCCAUGACCCAUGGUUUCCCAGCAGAAUAUUGCCCAAAGCAUAAUACUGUCUUUGUUGUCCUGCCUUCUUCCCAUAGUGCAUCCUGCUGCCAUUUCUUUGCCUGGUAAAUAAUGCCAUCUACCUGAUCUAAAAGAAAACAUGAAUCAUUACACCGGGCAACCUUCUUCCAUUGCUCCAUCGUCUAGUUCUGAUGCUCACAUCCCCAUUGAAGGUGUUUUUGGUAGUGGACAGCUCCAUGCGCAGCAAACUGUAAUGCACUGUAUGUUCUGACACCUUUCUACAAUGACUAGCAUUAUGUUUUACAGCAAUUUGAGCUACAAAAGCUCUUAUGUAUGAUCAGAGCAGAUGGGCUAAACUUUGCUCCCCACGUGAAUCACAUGUGCCUUGUGCGCCCAUGACCCUGAUGCUGUUUCACCAGUUGUCCCUCCUUGCACCACUUUUGGUAGAUAUUAACUACUGCAUCCAUUAAAACCCCAGAAGACUUGCUAUUUUGCAGAUGCUCUGACCCAGUUGUUUGACCAUCACUAUUUGUCCCUUGUCAGAGUCAAUCUUUUCACUUGCCCAUUUUUCAUGCGUCCAACAUAAAAUUCAAGAACUGACUGUUAACUUGCUGCCUAAUAUAUCCCAUCCAUUGACAGGUGCCAUUGUAACAAUAUAAGCAAUGUUAUUCACUUCACCUGCCCAUGGUUUUAAUGUUGUGGCUGAUUAGUGUUUGUGUGCAGUUUAUUCAGAAAAAAAUGAAUGCAAAAGAUUUGAUCUUGAGCAGAUGUUUUUUAAGACAAAAUCCAUGUUUAGAACAUCCUGGCACUAUAGCUCCCCCCUGCUUCCCCUCUCCUUCGCGCCCCCUCCUCGGUAAAUAAAAGGUUAAAAAAACCUUUAUUUACUUACCUUUUCCCAGCGCCAAUGUCCAUUGGUGCUGGGGCAACGUUCCGUCCCCCCCUCUGUCCCGUGACAAAUGUGGUCUAAUGCGCAACGCUGGAGGUCCUCAUGCAGAGCGUGAGGAUGUCCGGCAUCAGAUACUGGACCAAAGGUCCGUUUUAGUUCAGGAGCCACUGAGGUCAGACUUAGAGCUGCAAUGUAAACAAUUAGCUGCAGUAGUCUGGAUGUCUACAGUGUCCCUUUAAAUAGGCAUAUACAAAUAAAACAGAGGAUGAAUAUGAUGCUAGUGAUGUCAUGGAGGAUGUCUGUCAUGACAAAGAGGCUAAUGAUGUCAUGAAACAAAGUACACAAUAUUGGAAUAUGAGUUGAAAUAUACUACUACUUUGACAACUUCAUAUUGUGAUGCUCUAAUCCAGAAGCUGUCAGAUAACCUGAGAACUGUAAGAGGGAUCUAGUCCGGUUUAAGAGACAAAAACUUGCUAUGGAACAGGCUGAUUAUGCUGAGCACAAUAAGAACAUAGGAAAGUGGUUAUCAGGGGAUAACAACCUGACCUACUUACAUAUCUCGUAUCUGAAAACCAAUUCAAUCAACGGUCGAUAUUACUACUGGUGAGUGGACUUCUGAUACUGAACAGAACACCAGUAUUAAGCCUGAAGUAGUUCCUCAAGCAACCAUCAGAAAUGUGGACUAUUUUUUAGAACCAGGUCUAGGCCUGACAAUGGAGCCCAUAAACAAUCCCAACAGAACAAGAGGACACACAGGUUCAGAUCCUCCUUCGCCAGAAAAUGCUGAACCAGGAGAGGCCAGAUGGUGAAAAUGCAUACUUUAAAGGGGCAGACUGGCCCAGUAAUUAACCUAUCUAAUAGGACCCUUACAUAUGUUGAUACUAACCUUUUGUCAAAAGGAUGAUGAUUUAUAUCCAUAACAGGAAUUGAUUAAUUUAUCUGGGUGUAGGACCAAUUUAGAGUAAACUACACUAAGUUAACUAUUUCAAAGACAAACCAGACCACCCUUCAGAAUCUGGCACAGAACCAAUGAGACUUUGACAUACUUUUGACAAAUAAAUUUGUAACAAAAAGAGCUCCAAUUGUAUUUAAAAACUGUGAGAAACCUUUUAGACUAUGAAUAUUCUCUUAUUUUAUUAUUAUUUUUUAUCACUAUCACAUUUUCCAUCCCCACAUUUCUUUUCUAUAAGCCUAUACAUGUUUUACAUAUUUUCAACUAUUAGCAAUACCUAAAUAAAUGAAUUUACAAGUGAUGGUUUUUGUUUAAGAUCUGGUUCGCUUGCUACCUUUUCACAAGUGGAAACCAUUUCUUGAUUUUUGUUUUUUUUGUCCUUUCUAGUAAAAUAAUUUCUUAAGGAUUUUUCAGCAAGGGAAUUCAAUUAAUGCAUUAAAUGUAUAAACUUUGUAUAUCAAGCCAAUGAGCUGUAAAUGCAUAAACCUUAUAUCGUGCCAAUUAACAUUAAAUCCAUAAACUUGGUAUAUCAUACGAUAGAUCAGGACAUACAUACAAUUUGUAUAUUAUGCCAAUGAGCCAUAUAUGUGCCUCCAAAAAGCCUGCCAGUGCCAUCUGUGCCCCCAAACAACCUACCGGUGCCAUCUCUCAGCCACCAGCAUCUCUGUGCCAUCUCUCUGCCACCAGCCCCUCUGUGCCAUCUAUCUGUCAUGAGUUUCUUUUAAAUUAAAAAGUUACCUAGGUGAGAGAAAGUUUAGUGCAGUGAAUGCUAAAGAGCAUUUGGGUGAAUGUUUAUAGAUAUGACUCAGGGUUAUUCACUUAACCCCUUAAGGACACAUGACAUGUGUGACAUGUCAUGAUUCCCUUUUAUUCCAGAAGUUUGGUCCUUAACGGGUUAAAGCAAGAAUUCAAAGCGAAUUUUAAAUAUAAGGCCACCAUAACAUAGCUGCCUGGGGGAAUUUUUCCAGUUUGGCUAUUUCGGCCUCAAGUUUGACCUUCCCUUUGAAUUCACCUUCAAUUCUCACUUUAGUGAAUAAUGCAGAGACAGUAACAGAGCACGGAAGGGUCAGCUGCAGGAAUGAUUGAGUGUCUUCUCUACAACCACAAAUAAUAUUAUGCAUUGAACAGAUAAUGAUCUUUUCCCAAAGUUACUGUGAGAAAACACAUACUUAAACAUUUUUGUAAAAUCUUUAAAAGAAGCCAAACCCAGUCUAAGACAGAUGACGAUAAAAUAUUGCUUUUGACAGCAUGUGCUGGUCUGGGCACAUGUGAGCUUCCCACUUGCAAGAUUCUUUCAGCCAAUAGCUCAUGACAUGUCUGAUCAAAUGAAAUGUGGUCAAUAGAGAAACAGCUGCAAAGUAUUCCCUGCUUCUGGGCAACUGCAAAGCACCAGCUUAAUAGACACAUGGCCAACAGCUAAAUAGAGAUAUGAAACUCACUGUCUAAUCAGGUAAAAUGAGACUAAAUUCAAAGAUCUAACUGAUAAAGAUUGCAUUUGUGUGAUAGAAUCGCCUGAGGGAAUGAUACGUUUCUACGGUUUUCAAGAACAAUUUCAGAAAAAAAAAAAGUCCAUGCCCAAGUCUUUAAAAAAUAAAAUAAAAUAAAUAAAAAUUCUAUAAAUCAAGUACUGUAUGUAAAAUGAUAAGUGUAAGCAUUUCAUUAUCUCUAUUCAUUGAUCUAACUUGCACAUGGUGACUAACUGGUCCUUGUUUAAAGCUUUGAAAAGAUUGAACACUGUACAAGCAAAUGACAGAUAAAAAAAACAAGAAACCAAUAAUGUAUAAUGACUUCUCUGAUCUAAUAGCAUACACAUGUAAAGGGCUGUGAUGGCUAAUUCAUUGUUAAAUGUAAAGUAGGGGCUUAUAAUUAAUAAAAAAAUAGUCAUACAACUUUGAAAACAUGACAUUACAAAGUAUUUUCAUUUCAGCUGAAAAAAAGGACACACACUGUGAUACACAUUUAUUAUGAAUUAGGACUUUAUGAACAGAUGGAUGAUUCGUUCUAUCUUUCCUCCUUGUAGCAUCCUUGGCUUUGAGAAAGGUGACCCACACGGUGUCAUGGUUAUAAAAUGCCUUAUAUCAGUGGUUCCCAAACCAGUCCCCCGCUGCCAAUGCCGGUUAAGGGAUUACCCAGUUGUGUCUUUGUGUCUAAAAUGUUUUUUUCUUUCUUUCCAAUACACCUUAGACACAAGCGAGUAAUCCCUAAAAUCUGGACUGGUGGUGCUGGUGGUGGGGUGGUGCAUGAACCACUGCUUUAUACUGUCAGGGUAAUUCACUAGAUUGUCUGAAUUCCGACCAGUAUGGCAAUUCUCAUAUUGACUCAAGCCAAAUACGGUUAGCAUUCAGCCAACACGGGUGAAUCUGCAACAAUCGCAACAAUCGUCCGGAUGUAUAUGGUGUCCAGAUUAAAAUCAGUGCUUUUUGCAUUGUAACCUUAUACAAAGUAUAUGAUUAAGAAUAUUUCUAAUGCACCAGUGAGAGUUAGCCAUGUGGCAACUAGCCAGCGUUUGCUUGGCAUAUCUACUAAACAUUUAAAACUAGCAACUAGAAACCCCCCAAAAGACCAAACUAAAACCUGGCAACUAAACCCCUCCAUGUGUCCCAUUCACUCUCCCAACAGCCCCUCCAUGUAUACACUCCUCCCUCCCUGCCCCUCCAUGUGUCCCAUAUCUCCCUCUCCCUUCCCUGUGUCCCAUUCCUCCAUCUCUCCCCCUCCCCUCCAUGUGUCCUGUACCUGGCUCGCUGCGAUUUGCAAGGUCCGAUAGGAAGUACUCUCACAGUGAGCACUUCCUCUAAGACCGCUCUGCCACGAUACACACAGGCAGGAGGGGAGCAGCACAGCACAGCACAGCACAGCUCUCCCCUCCUGCCAGACACCUGUAAACCGUGGGUGUCCAGGCGGCCCACGGUCGCCGGGUCGCAGAGUGAGAAGCCUGAUUGCAGGUGUGACCCCUGCGACCGUGGUAAGUACUCCACUGCUUGGAGUGUUCAUUUUAGGAAAAAUUUGCUGUUAGAAAUGUUUCUCUAUGUUUCUCUGACAUUACAUCUGUAGUUAUACUUAAUUAUCAAACAAUCUAAACAGAUGUUAAACAGAUUUUAUCGUUGAUGCACUUAAAUAGUAAGAACAGGAAAAUGGUCAGUAUGUCUGGCUGAAUAGCAAUACUUAAGGGUUUGUUCUGCAUAUUGGGAUUUUUGUGUUGGCCAAAAUAACCUGAAAAUUCUGAUUUUUGUGACCCAAAGAAAUCCUUUGUAAAAGCGCUCGAACUGCCACUUUAGUGGAUACAAUUUUAACAGCCUCUGCUUUCACCUAAAUCCUAAAAUAAAAAGAAUAUUUACGUCAUCUCAAAGCAAGCCCUUGGAUAUUUUUUUCAUAUUAUCAUUAGAAAUAGAGUUUUAAAUAACACGGAAAGACAUGGUUCUUGAGCAGCAUCAUGAACUCAUGUUUACACACGUCAUUAUAUGCAAUAGUAAUUCAAUUAAUUUUUUAGCAUUUAUUGCAGUAAACCAAUACGUUAAUUGAUAUUAGAGAAUUUCUGUAGAUGAGCUACGCUGUUAUACACAUUAUUUAAGUACUUUGUAAAAAUUUGUAAGAACAAGCUUAACAUUUACCUGCCAGGCAUACCAAACACAUCAAUGUGUUAUUAGGCAAUGUAUCAUGCCAGGCUGAUUAUAACGUAGGUCACAAAUCCCUAAUUUAUUCAGAGAAUGCGUUAUAGUAUUCGUCAGUUAAUAAUUUAGCAAUUAUCAAUUGCAUAGCCUUUUUUUUUCCAAGCAAGUGGAGAGAAGUGGCCCAGAUUAGAAAUUUUGGUUAUUUUUUUAUUGAUCAUAAUUUCCAAAUUAUCCAUGCUUUUGAUAUUGUUGUACUUAAAGGAUUAUUCCAACCAAAAUACUUUUCAUUAUAAUUAUAAUAAUUAAUAAAACACAGUUUAUUUGGCAUGGUCCCCCCUUCAAUAAACAAAAAUACUGGAGGUCGGAGCCUGACCAGCGAGCUGGCAAGAUGUGUCUCGCAUGAGCUCCUGUCAUAUAGCGAAACAAACUGAGAUUGCUUGGGCUAAAGUGCUGGGAAAUACCAUCUCAAGUGACCUAUAAAUGGGGGGAACCCGCAAGCACCCUAUGGUACCGGUACCAAUGCUCAGAGUGCCCGAUAACUACAGCAGCAGAUUGCAGCCUUCCAGAGAUGGAGAGGGGGAAAGGCAGCCACUUUCCCUCCGCUGACACAAGCCACACACGGACACGACUCAAUCCCCCCUGCCCCCUGCCCCCGUGGGGGUUAUCGUAGUCCCAGCCGAUCUGAGCUGACAGCGCCAUAACUCUUGACGAACCCCGCUGCACUCCCAAGCUAAACGGGAGCAGAGGCAUCCAAGAUGGCGGAUGCGCAUGGCCCAGCUACACACGGCCUGCAGCUACCUCAACCCGACUUUAUGAGCUCCAGCAAAGACGCAAGUGACCCUAUCGAAAUUAUCUUCAAUCGAUUCUCGGCUAAGCUGCUGAAAGGCAUGAAGCCAGCGAUGAAAACAUAUGAGCCACCUCAACGAAAGCAAGGCAGAGGCAAGAGGAGGCUUGGGAAACCCCUCAAGGGCACAACACUGCGCCCAGCUUCAGCCACCAGCACAUAUUGCCGACCUGGUCUGAGGGCAAAAUGGGUCUCGACCCAAACUUACCAGCCACACUUACAAAGGGCCAAAUGACGCAAAAUAAACUUGCAAGACGCAUGUAAAAUCCACCCUAUUAUCCCACAUGGGAAGACCCUGGACCUCGACGGACCCCAGGCUUGUGGCCACAAGGUACCAGCUCUCCCACAACCCAGGGGCUGGAGGGGCACCCCAACUCCACACCACCGCAGUGCUCCCCAAAGUGGACUAUGCUCAACAACACAACAUGACCCCCAUAGGAGAAUAGGAUGAAUGUCCGACCUGCCCACUAGUGGGACCUACCUGACGGCCUGUAACUUGAGUCCAACACAUACUAUCCUUGACUCAUAACCAAGCUUUGAUGAGGACAAAGCCAGAUUGGGCGGUAUACUGGCAUAGCGAGCACCUUGAUCACAAUGUUAUUCAUGUUAGAUAUAUGCACACCCUACCUAAAGUAACCUACAUGCCUCUAGUAAUGGUUGUGAGUAGGGAAGUAUAAGCCCUGUUACGGUGAUCAGCUGGAAAAAAUAUUUCCAAACUUCAGACCCCAGCACGCAUAAUGAAUCUUGUCUUACUAUGCCUAAACAACUGUUUAUCACUAAUAGUGUUGUCAGUUAGCACAACCUGUUUAACCCCUUGCUUCACGUUAUUGACACGCUGACAUACCUACCGAUGCAUGAUUAUCUUGUUAAUAUUAUAAAAAAGUGCACGUUUUUCCUAUUAUCCCCAUGUAAUGAGUGAUGCUAUGCCUGAGGAUUGGGGUAACGUAAGCUUGUCUGUAUUAAUCUUAUGCACUGCAAAAAAAAAAAAAAAAAACUGAAUCAAAAACAACCUGAAAAACACAUCCUGUGGUGAUGUCACUUCCACUUAAGUGCUGCUUUUGGUCAUCUGUAGGCAUGCUGAUGACAAGUGCCCAGUAUGCUAAGUCUGAUUAAAUUUGCCAGGGCCCUAGGCAGAAUCCCAGCUUAGGGCCCCCUCCCCUAGAACUCAGAUUUUCUGUGAGUGUUGUGCAUGGAAGAAGUUGAGACUUGUAUAGUAGGAAGGCAGAGUGUGCUGAUUAAAGGGACACUCCAGGCACCCAGACCACUUCUGCCCAUUGGAGUGGUCUGGGUGCCAACUCCCACCACCCUUAACCCUGCAAGUGUAAUUAUUGCAGUUUUUAGAAACUGCAAUAAUUACCUUGCAGGGUUAAGUCCUCCUCUAGUGGCUGUCUAUCAGAGGGACUUCAGUGUUCUUAGAACAGGAAAAGUGUUUUAAAACAACGCUGGACGUCCUCACACUACGUGAGGACUUCCAGUGUCGCCGAAAUCCACAUAGGAAAAUAUUGAAUAACGCUUUCCUAUGGGCAGGUCUAAUGCGUGUGCGCGGCCAUUGCCGCGCAUACGCAUUAGGUCUACCCCUCCGGCUGACGUCGGCAGAGGAGGAGAGUAGAUGGAGCAUGACCCAGCACCGAGGGACAUUGGACUCAGGUAAGCAACAUGGGAUGGGGGGUGGGAGGGAGAGGGGCACUGCAGGGUCCUGCAGUGCCAGCAAAACGAAUAUGUUUUUUUGGCACUGUAGAGUCCCCCUAAGUGCUGUUUGUGUGGUGGCUGUAUUUUCUGUGUGGGGUGGUCAGUGUGUUGUGUGUGUGAAGUGUGUCUGAGUGUGGCUAGGUGUUAUGUGGGAGAGGUUAUGUGGUGUGAUAUCUGAGUGUUGUGGAGAAGUUUAAUGGAGAUUUUUUCAGUUCUGCUUUUUUUGCUUACCUUGAAAAUUACUCAAUACCCUCUGCUGUUUGGAGGGGUGGGGCAUGGUUUUAAAGAAAAAAAUGUCCCCCUAUGAAUUUUGUUCAGUGCCCUGUUAUGAUUUACUUGUUGUUCCCUCUAGUCUAGUGCUAUUAUAUUUUCUGAUAGUAUUUACUGGUAUUUUUGAAUUGGUUUGGUAUUUGAACUAUUCUGCUUUCUGGUAUCCUUGACUAGGCUCGUUUUUUCAUUUAUCCUGUUUUCUGGUUUCCUGACUAUUCCUUAUCAAUAUCCUGAUCUCGGGUUUUACUAGACUCUGGCUAUUCCUUGACUAUUCUUUUGCUAUCCACAUUAAUUCCAGCCAUUCUAAGGUCCGAUAAGUUUUCUCUCCUUAGCGUUGCAUUCUGCAUGUUGGGGUCACUUUGUCAUAACACUGAGUCCUUGAGAAGUGAUAGGAGACUGUAAAGGAGCUAUUAAAGAGAUCUGCAACCAACAGAGUUGCAGACCCAAAAGCUCCAUCAAUAUAGUAAGGGGCGCAGGGUUGAGUAAGGAUAUCUAUUUAUUUCUCUGCCGACUCAGAGAAGGACUCCUCACAAACAGAACUGGAGCUGCAGGCCCAGACAUGGUCCCACCGACUUAUGUCACCUUAUGGGUUAUAUUGCUCUUUCAAUAUGCAUAGAAUUAAUAUUAGCAAACCCCAGCUGGCUAAUGACGCUGCUGGAAGUAGAGUUACACCCUGGCAACAAUUUGUUAUAUCUUUGCAUGUACAGCGUUUCAUAUUGAAACACUGCACAUACAGACUCCAAGCACCAUGAACAACUCAAAACUCUGAAGUGGUUGUGGUGUUUUAAGUAACCCCCUUAACAAUAAUUAUGGAUGAGUUGUGUGAGUUGCCAAAAUUAGAUAGAUACAUCCAGCUUGAAAAUAGUAUAUAUAUAUAUGUAAACUUUUGUUGUGGCAUUUUGUGUUUACAUUUUUAGGAACUAUACACUUGCUACGACAUACCCAUUUUAAUGAUACAUAUAAGGUAUAGCGUUCCUUCCUAUAUCUCCACUAUUUUUUAUAGAGCGCUCCACCAUCACUUUGAGUGUUUACUUCUUUUGUUGUGGCAUGUUUAACAAUUCUAUCUCAGAAGAUGUUUAAAAGAUUUAGGAAACAUUAUCAUCGUUCUACAAUAUGUUACGGAAUUGGAAUAUUUGCACUUCUACAUAGAGGUUUGUUUCUUGUAUGUGUGAUGUCAUGUGACCAGCAACCUGCACACCUCCAUUUAAUACAGGUAUAAAUAUAGCAACAAUGUUCAUGAAAAAAAUAAAAAAAAUGCUUUAUACGUCCAUGUAAAAAUGCCAAGUAGAAGAUUUUGUAUCCGUUUUUAGCCUAACAUGAAUGCAGAGAGAAAAGCAAAAUUCUUGUUAAUUUGUUAAAUGUAACAAAUUCCCUUAAAUUAUACGUUAAAUUAUAUGAGACAGAAUCACUUGUAAUUUUUUUAGAUAUAUAUCCUCAGGCAACAUACUCAGUGUAAGAUUUACUAUAUAAUUGAAGUAGAAAAUAUGGAGUAGUGACAUGAACGGACAUGUUAAAAAAUUUUUAACAAUGCAAUUAUAUAGUGGAAAUAAUAUCACAAAAAGUACAAAAACAAACUCCCAAACAAACUAAAAAAACAAAAAAAAAAACAUUUUAUAAUCAGAAAGAUUUAGGAAAGGUUUUUUUUAAAGGAUGGAAAAUAGCAUAUAAAGAUUAAUAUAUAUCAUAUUUACAAAUUUAGAGUAGGGAUUGAGGAUCCAAUAUUUUUUCAUCAAUAAACCAAUUUCAAUGAUGUUACAUAUGAGUGCUUAACGUAUAGAGAUUUGUUUGACUACCUACGGAAGAUGACAUCUUUUAAAUGAGCGCCAUUUGCUGCUUUGUAAUGGUCGGGCUCUUUUGAUUGCAUUGUUCAUACCAUUAGUUAAUGUUUGAGGCUCGAGUGCUCAAAUUUCUUCAUGAUAACUUCCUCCAAGGUCACCCCGCACCAGACAUCUUAAUAUGUUUGAGCUUUUAAUUGACAGAUGUAGAAAUGCUGAAAUACCGUAUUUACUCGAAUCUAAAGCGAUAUCGAAUCUAAUGCGCAAAUCGAUUUUUGAAAGCUCGAAGCUGAAAAAUGUUUUUGCUGGCGAAUUUAAUGCGCAUUUAUAAAAGAAGAUGCUACUAUACAACAUUGUGCUACAAAGAAAAUUGACAUUGAUGGCAUUUCAAUUUUAGUGUCACAUGUUUGCUUUUCUUUUUUAAAUCUUUUUUUAUUAAAUAAUUUUGCCUGUGUGAAUUCGCCGGAAUGAAAUUCUCCUGUGUAAAUUCACCUGUGUAAAUUCACCUGUGUAAAUUCACCAGUUUUAAUUUACUAGUUUUCAUUCGCCUGUGUGAAUUUGCCAGAGAAUGUCUAAUUUUGCCCCAAAUGUAAUGUACCAUUGAAUCCAAUGCGCAUUUAGAUUUUGAAAACUAUAUUUUCCAUAAAAGGUGUGCAUUAGAUUCAAGUAAAUAGGGUAUAUUCUUGUUGUAUUUUCUACCUGGGGCUAGUGUUGUAUGAUAAACAUGAAUAUGAAGAGCCUUAACCCAGAGUCAUAUUGAUUUUGCUAAACAUUUAUAUUGGAAUAGUCAGCACAAAUAUCAGAAAAGGAAGUUCCAGCAAUCGUUGAUACUAAAACCCCUGCAAGGGAUUGCUGAGUAGUAUUCUGGGGAUGUUACACGGCUUUUUAUGUCUCUUUACAAAAGUACACACCAUUUUUUGAUAGCUUUAAGUUUAUAGUGUUAUGUACUCAGUUGCACAAUAAGAUUUUCUGGUGUUGUAAUGAUAGUGAAGUUACACCUUUCCUACAAAGGCCAAACCUCAAAUGCCAGGGAUUGCCACUUUCUUGUCAGUCCUCAUUGGUAAUAGCAAGAUCCCUGCAGUAUUAUUUGAAUGACACCAUUAAAUAACUACCAUAAAUCAUCAGACAUUUAUUUUUAUUUUUUACCAUAUUGCUAGAGAGAAAUUUGUUUUUCUAUUCGUUCUUGACUGUCUGCAGUCUGAUGUUCAAUCUCUCAUUAGUAGUCUUCUUUCUGACAAAUACUCUCACAUGUGUUUGUUUACUCUAAAAGUAUAGAUCAUCAAUUACUUGCCCUUUAAAUGGUUACUCCAAGCACCAUAACUACUUUAGUGAUUAGUGGUCAUGGUGCUUGGAGUCUGUAUGUGUAAUGUUUCAGUUUGAAAUGCUACAUACAGAGUUAAAAGACCUUGCUUCCUAAGGUGUAACUCCCCCUCUGGCAGGGUCAUUAGCCAGCUCAGAACAUGAGUUCUAUGUUAAUUCUGUGCAUACUGGGCAUGUGUUGUCAAUACAUAUAUCAUCUAGCAACCAAGGAUCUAGGGCAGCACACCCUUCCUUUCUGUGAUGUCCAUGUCUUGCUCUCAGCCUGGCCUUUGAGAUGUCCCUACCACUCCAGCAAGGGGCAGAGAUGUCACCAGGGGAAGAUUGGGCUGCAGGAAGAACUUGGCAUUUAUACUUUAUUUCUUUCUCUAUUCCUUGUUUUUCAGGUGCAAAAACACUGCUUUUGUUUGGAAUAACCCUUAUGCUACCACUUUUGACUAGUUCAUGUUAAUGUUGUCUAUGUUGUCUAUUAUCUUUUGGUUUGAUAGGAACAUUUUUUCUCAUACUCUUCCUCCACAUUAUUUAAAGGAACACCAUACUGACUACAACAAUGUCAUCUAAAGGAAGUUUUUAUAGUGACUACAAUUGUUUCCACCUUCUUAGUAACCUCAAAUGAGAGUAUUUAACUUAUUAGAAGGCAUGGGAGUAGGGUUUCAAGCCAAUCUAGCAAGUCUUCUAGGGACUAGAGAAUACCAUGACGGCAUGUGGGCAUAUACUGAUUCUCUGUGAAAGACUCAUAGGCACAUCGCGGUAAGCCCAGUACAUGUGCCUAUGGUCCCCAAUACUCCUGUAUGAGGAACAUUGAAUUGGACUGUAAACCUGGAGGUAUGACCAGAAGGAGUUGCAGAAGAACACUCGGCGCUGGAGAGAAUUGUUUAAAAUCCUUUUUUAAUUUUAUAUUCUUUGGUAAUUGCAUGUGGGGGGUCUAAAACUAGGGACAUUUAGACUGUAGCAUUAGGAUUACAAAUAUGUAUCCCCAAGUGUUCAUUUAAAGAGGAACUGUCACUUCCCAGGCAUUUGAAUAUUAUGUUUACUUAUUCCUGCAUGUAUCAGAGUCUGUACAGAUGUUUUAACAGCAACUAGAUGCAUACUUGCAAAAACAAAAUAUUCAAUGAUAACAAUUUUCAACUGUAGGGUAAUAGCUUUUUGAUCCAAGGAUAAAUCUUACUACCAUUCUGGGUAGUCUGGGUAUUGCCGACUUUUGGAUCAACAGCAAAAAACAUGUGAGGAACUUGAUGGACACAUGUUUCUUUUUCAUGUAACUAUGCAACUAAUUGUGUAAAUAUCAAUGGUUUACCUGCAGGGUGUGAAUAAUAAAAUACAAUUUAAAUCUCUUUAUCAUGCACUUGGGUGCCUCCAUCUUAACUUCUUGUCAAUCAUUGUUAUAAGGCAGUGAUGGCGAACUUUUCUGAGCCUGAGUGCCCAAACUGGCAGCGGUGCCUGGUUGACGUAAUUUCCUGUCUCCUGGCGGCAUCAGCGGAGGGAGCCUGGGUGGACUUCAAACCCCCAUCCGCACCAAAAAAACCAUUAUUUAAUACUUCAAACCCCCACCCGCACCAAAAAUUUUUUAUUUAAAACAAUCUGUAUCCCCCCCUCACUUCUUCUUACCUUUUGUGAAGGAGGGGAACACAAUGAAUUCCCUGGUGGUCCGGUGGUGGUAAGAGGGACAGGUUCUGCAGCUCUCCUGCCCUUCCUCGAUCUGUCCCCCUGCCUCCGGACACGGAAGCAGAGUAGCCGCCUGCUGUUUUGGGUAGGCAGGUACCUACUUUGCAUUUAUGCCGACCGGCGACCUAUGGCUGUGUGCCCACAGAGAGGGCCCGGCGUGACACCUGUGGCACGCAUGCCAUAGGUUCACCAUCACUGUUAUAAGGUCUGUACUUUUCACUUGGUAGUCAACAUAGAGAAAGCAUACAGAGAAUAGAAGCAAUGAAAUAUUUCUAUUUCUCGUCCAUCUCUGCAAUGAUUGCCUAGGCUUUGCCUUGUUUGAGCUAGUUCAUGAAUUUAUUAACUAAAUCUUAAAUACAAAUUUAAAUAUAAAUUUAAAAGAAAACAGAAUAGUUCAUCGAAAAAUGGUUACCACAAACUGUUUCAUUGUUUUAUUCAAUUGUGUAAUUUCCAAAGAAGUAGCAAUUUUUGAGUUUUUCUAUAUUUUUUUUAAACUUCUCAUUAUGACUUACUCUCCACUACUCUGCUCUCUAUUGGAGUUUUGAAAAUAUUGCUAUGUAUCCCACUACACAUGCCCCACCCCAACUUGUUACAUGAGCUAAAACUCCCCACAUCUGUAAUUAGAUCCUCCCUUCUACCAAACGUUCUGUGAGCUUAUUCUCACAAGAUCUAUUGCUAUAGUGAACUUAUUAUCUGUUACUACCUUUCUCCUUCACCAUUGAAGCUUUCAGUAAAUAUUCCUAUAAUUAAAAGAACUCUCUAAAUACCGUAAUCACUACAGUCUAAUUGUUAUGAUGCCAGAAGGAUCCUGGGGCCCUCUCAGUGCAAUAUAUCAAACCACUUUAGAAUAGUAUGGCAACUUACUUGGUUCCCCUGGGUGCCUGCUCUGCAUCCUGUCUUGUCCUGCAGAAGAAGCGAGAUGCCUUAACUGAGCUAAACUUGGCCAAUCCAGGACCGUCCUCAUUGGCUUAGUUGUAGCUCAGUUGAUGCUCUCAGCCAAUGAGCACAGCUCUGCACAGCUCUACUUAGCUUCAUUAAGCUAACUGUAUUCUCCUUGCACAGGCUGCAGGCAAGUUGUCAAACCAUUCUAAAAUAGUUUCACAAAUUGAACUGGAAGGGCAUCAGCGCACUCCUGGCAUCAUAAAUAGGUGUUGUGGUUAUGGUGCUUGUACUUUUACUUUAGGAAGUAUGUAGAUAACUUUAAUAACCCCUAGUACCAUGAUAUUUACAAGGCAAAAUAUACAUUUGUUAUUCAUGUAUGGCACUAACUGGCAGCAUAACCUUGUAUCUUGUGUGUUGUAACCAUAACAUUGUUAAUGAUCCCCAACUUUUUGUUAAUGCUUUUACCCCAAUUCAAUUUGGGGUGCUAGAACGUUUGAUCUGCAAAAUAAACAACACUUUGGAACUUGUUUAAGGAAAAUGACAAAAAUAAAAACAAAGAAAAGAAAUUAUCACAUGUUGUCAGAAACACAUAUGUUAAUAUAGAAUGUGAAGAUUACAGUGUUAUCUAUUUUCAUAAUGUUUUUUAUUCAAACAUGCUUUUUGAAGAUCAACCUGAAUCUAUCUAUCUAUCUAUCUAUCUAUCUAUCUAUCUAUCUAUCUAUCUAUCUAUCUAUCUAUCUAUCUAUCUGUCUAUCUAUGACUCUCUGUUUGUUUGUUUGUUCUUUGCUUUAUAUAUAUAUAUACAUGGAAACCAUUACCCAUAGUGGAAAUUGUGUAUACUUGUGUAUUUUUUUACAUUUCUGUUUCAGCAGUACUUAAAAAAAAAAAAAAAAAAGCUGCAUUUGCACCAUUAGAGCCUGGAAGCAAUGUCAUUCUUUAAAUUUCAUUUUAGAGUAGGUUAAAAAAAAGUACUUUUUUUGUUUGCCUUCCAGGCAUGUCAAGUGUAUAGAUCAUGUAAACUGAUCUCCUCACACCAAUUCUGACCAGGUUUCAGAGUAUAUAUAAGUAAGAGAUUUCAUCCAAACCUCAGAGGGGAUCUAUCUCCUUCAAUCUGUCUUCUGUUUCUUUACAUUUAUUUUCCCUUUUCCCCCCAAAAUGAGUCAGUUUAAGCAGUUGAAAUCGGGUGGUGGCUUUAGCUCCUUUUCUGUUUCAAGAGGAGGCAGCGGUAGGGCUAGUUCAAGUUCUGGUGGAGCUGGUGGUUUUGGUAGCAGAAGUCUUUACAAUUUAGGGACUAAGAAGACCGUCACUAUCAGCACUGGAAACGCUGUAUACGGAUCUGGAGUUGGAAGUGGAGGUGGAGGUUUUGGAAUAGGAUAUGGUAGUGGCGGUGGCGGAGGUGGUGGUUUUGGAGGUGGUGGCUUUGGUGGUGGAGGAGCAGGUGGAUUUGGAUCAUUUGGAGGUGCAGGUUUUGGUGGAGGCCAAUCAGCUGGCAUCCAAGAAGUUCAAGUUAAUGUUGGUCUUUUGACCCCACUGAAUUUGGAAUUUGACAAAAGCAUACAACAAGUACGAGUGGAGGAAAGAGAACAAAUCAAAACCCUUAAUAACAAGUUUGCUUCUUUCAUUGACAAGGUAAUGUUUGAUUUUACAUCUUAUACUUUUUCAUUGAAAAUUCAGUCUUUGUUCAUUGUUUGACUCAAAAUAUUUUACAAUUGUACAUGAUACUUAAGCAAAAUUGUAUGUCUGUCAUUACUGGAUUAUUCAAAUAAAACUGAUUUCCAUAGAAAUCGAAUGUACUCACAAACAAUUUGAUGCUGUUAUUGUUGUUGGCUUUUAAAUAGAGCUAACAUUUUCUAAAGCGCUUUACAAUUAUUUAGUGGGUUCAUUUCCUACGUAAUUGAAAGAUAAAUAUAAAGUUGACAGCUACAAGAGGCAAAGAGGCCAUGCUCAAAUGAGCUUACAAUCUUGGAGAUAGAGUUUUGCCAUAUAACGAUUUAGAAAAUUUCAGUUUACGUCUUCUUGUACAAAAAUCCGUGUGGCAUUAGUCCACAGUCCACUUGCAAUGUUAGAAGAUUUGUUAUGGUUACACGUGCUCAUAUUAUGUUAUUCGUCUCUAAUAUUUAUACUCAUGGCAUUGCAUUUUCCUAAUAAUUGUUUGGACUCUUUGUUUGACAUUAGGUUCGUUUCCUUGAGCAACAAAACAAGGUACUGGAGACAAAAUGGAAUCUCUUGCAAGAACAAGGUGGCCAAUUGAAAGGUUCAGGUUCUCGGAAAAACAAUAUUGAAGCCAUUUUUGAGGCAUACAUAGCCAACUUAAAGAGGCAGCUGGAUGCUUUGCAAAAUGAUAAAUUCAGACUUGAUGGAGAACUAAGAAGCAUGCAAGACUUGGUUGAUGAUUUCAAGAACAAGUGAGUCAUUUAACAUCUAUAUUUCCUGAUAUUAUUUAAAUUGUCAUUUUUUUUUUUUAGUUCUCUCUCUCUCUCUGUCUGUCUGAAACUGUCAAACCUGUCUUAGUUGAAGAUUGUUCCAUCUUAGCGGUUUUUAUCCACAUUUUUGUAAACCUUUACAAUUCACUAUUUAGUCAAUAGACCAUCGACCCAGCAUAUUGCUUCCUCAAUUCAAUUUUGAUUACACACAAAUUAGUAGUGACACACUUUUUUUCUUUGUAGAUAUGAAGAUGAAAUUAAUAAGAGGACAUCAGCUGAAAAUGAAUUUGUAGUAAUUAAAAAGGUAAGAUUUUUUUUACUGGUUUAAGAUGUAUUUUUAAUUUGCAAAGUAAUAAAAAUGAUUCUUAUUUUUCUUUUUUUUAUUACAGAGGAUAAAUCAAGAGCAGGAUAUAUAUAGAAUAAAGAAAGUAGAAAGCAGAAUUAGUUUGAAAGCCAGCAAUUGAUAAUUAGUUUUUUCCAGGUGUAAAAUCAGUUGCAUUAUAAUCUGUAGAAUAUAAGUAAUUAGUCAGAUUAACCCAUGUAUAAAUCAUGGGUGUGGCUUCAUUCAAAGUGAUAUCAAUUAGAGAAGUACAUUAUUUUGGGUGUAACUUGGCAGGCUUCUGGCAAUUAGAAAUUAGUAACCCGCGUAUCAUUUAUCAUUGCUUAUAGAUACUAAGCAAGUCUUAACACAAAAAUUGAAUAGUCAAAUUCUACCAGCCAAGAACAAGACAAAAGUAGAGAUGCUCAAAAGCAGGGUUGCCCAAAAGGUAGAUCCUCAGAUGUUGUAGAGCUACAACUCCCAUAAUGCUUUGCAUACCUUUAUAAUGCUCUAGAAUGACAAAGCAUCAUGGUAGCUGUAGUUUUAAAACAUCUUAGAAUCUACCUUUUGGGCACCCCUGCACUAAAGUCUGAUGAAUUAUAUAGAGCAGAGGUUCCCAAACCAGUCCUCAAGGCUCCCCUAGCAGUCCAGGAUUUAGGGAUUACCCAGUUAGACACAACUGGGUAAUCUCUAAACCCUGGAGUGGUAGGGGAGCCUUGAGAACUGUCUUGGGAACCACUGAUAAAUAGCAUUAAUUAAAGUGCUUUUUAAUACACACACAUACAAAUACAUCUUUUUUUUAUACAGCAUCAUUAUUAUCAGGAAAGCUUUCUUAAAAGCAUAACUGUUUAUCAUAACAGGUGCAAAUCCUAUAAAUGGCACAGACAUAAAAAGCUAUAGGGAACACAACAAAUACAAUUCAUGGUUUAGAUUCAGGAAUACAAUAAUGGGUCCAGGUUGUAUCAAGAGUGAAUAAUUAUCUAAACCUAAGGACAUCCUUGAAAAUUUGUGAAUAUUUUUAUUGUUUAUUAUGACCAAUAAAACUCAAGAACAUGGCAUAGGGACCACAUUUAAAAUGUAUUUCGUAGUAAACCAUUGCCUUUUUUAACCGCUUCUCUAUUAUUGUUUUAGGAUGUGGAUGCAGCCUACAUGGGAAAGGUGGAGCUGGAGGCUAAGGUUGAUGCCUUAACCGAUGAACUCAACUUCUUGAAGACUCUCUAUGGAGCGGUAAUGCAUAUAUAUUGUUUUAUUUCUUUAAUCUUAUUUAAUGAGCAAUAGAGAAAUUGUGUCAGCAUUAUCUAAGUACGUGCAAGGCUUGCUUUAGUCCAAAUUAUGGCCAUUAAAAAAGUCCCAUGGAGAUCCUAAGUUAGUGAGACGUUAGGAAUAUGAAGCUUUAUUUAUUUUUUUAACAAAAUGCUAAGAAGCAGCUCUUUAAAACUCAAUUUCAUUGCUCUGUAAUGAUUUUAAAUUGUGGUUAUUUUAUAGAACUGUAUGAUAAAACUGGGGUGGCCUUAUUUCCUAGAACAACCACACACUGAUUGACAUGUUCGAUUUUGAUAGGAAAUGGAACAGUUGCAGGCUCAAAUCUCAGAUACAUCAGUCAUCCUUUCAAUGGACAAUAACCGCGCUUUGGACCUGGAUGGCAUUAUUGCUGAGGUGAAGGCUCAGUAUGAAGACAUUGCUAAGAAGAGCCGAACAGAAGCUGAAGCUGUUUACCAGGGCAAGGUAAUUAAUAUUGAUUAAGCUGACUCCUUAAAGAAGACAAGACAACUCAACAGAAAAAAAAUAAUUAGCUACAUACAAGUUCCAAAUAUAACAUUGUAUAUUUUUUUUAAAUUUCUUUGCAUAACAUAUAACUAUAUGUCUAUAUAACUAUAUAGCUAUAUCAAUGUCUGCAAAAAAUUGACAGACAAUUAAAAAAAAAAAAAUCCUUUACAAUCUCAAGAAAAAAAAAUAGACUCCGCAUUACUUUACAAUAGUAAAUUGAUAUAUGAUAUGUGCACUAUCUGUGCUCUUAGGUAACACGUCGAAGUAUAAAUUGAGGAUACUAGACACGACAAGGUGAUACAUUUUAAAGAUGGUAAUUACAAAGUGAACCUAAAAUGAUAAUAGCAGUUUUGCCAUUAACUGAAGACUCUAAGGUAUUGAGUCAUUAAGCUAAAAAUUCUCUUAACGAGCUAAUCAAAUUUGUUACUCUUUGAUGUUAAAUUUAGUGAUCAAGACAAAGUUGUACAAAUCAGUUGCAUUAGAAGACUAAGAUACUCAAAAAUGGUAAUGUUACAUGUUCAUUACAUAGAACUGACUUAUGAAUUACAUGUACAGGAUACCAAUAAAAAAAACAAAAAAACUAUACAGUAAAAUUUAUGCUGAAAAUACUGAAAUAAAAAUAAAAAAGUUUGUAAACAAAUCAGGUUAGGACAUGUUAAUAACACGAACGCAACAUAUUUAACAAAUUCAAACUAUGUCACAGGCAUUACUGUAGGUACGCUAACAAAGUCAUGUUAAGGCGUGUAGGUGACGCUGUUGUAACAUACCAAACCAACAUUAGAUAUAGCAAAGACGCUAGGUUUAGCUUUAACAAGUCAAGUUACAGCAUGUUUACUUAACAUACCAAGCUAAUUUAAGGUAUGCCAAGUCAUGCUAUAACAUGUUAGGUCAACAUUACAGACCAAUGUAGACAAUAUUAAAUCAUGUUAAGGCAUGUUACUUCAUACAAAAUCAAGCCUUGACAAAUAAUUUGAAUUGGCUUUACCAAGACAAGCCAAAAUACUUUGUAGGUUUUAAGGAUGCUUCCAAAGCCAAACUUGUAUAUUAAGGACACUACGGCUAUUUCCAAAAUCCAGUUGAGGCAGAUCAUUACUAUUUUAGGGUCACUGAGGUAGUACAACAUGCUAGAGAAAAUUAACUAAAUAUUACUGAUGGCUAUACAAAAUUAAAUUAUAUUAAUAAAUCCAAAACUGGUUUCUAUGUAAAACUGAAGAGCAUUAAUAUUUCAAAAGAUAGUUACAGAAUUAAAGAUAACAUUGGGUGUAUAACAUUAAAACAUGAACGCUUGCUAGUAGGUUAACGAAACAAUUACUAGAUCAACAAUAUUACAUUUAAAGUAGAGUACUGUUAUAUAAUUACGUUAUAACAUUAUAGAGGCAGGCUGUCAGUGUUCACGUUUAUACCAAUCUUUUCAACAUAUGCCUUGUACAGUAUUUAAAAAAAUAUGCAGACUUUAGCAAACAAAUAGCAACUCUGAUCAUAAGUAAAUGGAUGUAUCAGAAAACAGUUAAUUGGACUCUACUUGAAAGUACAGAGUAGCUCUGUUUAGAUUAUCAUUGAGGAGUAUAUAUGUUAAAAUAAACAUUUUUUUUUCCUGUAGGUUAAAGAAUUACAAGCAUCUGCAGGCGAACAAGGAGAUGUUUUGCGUAAUACCAAGAAUGAGAUAUCAGAUCUUAACCGCAAGAUGCAGAGACUGAGAGCUGAAAUUGAAAAUGUGAAGAAGCAGGUAUAAAAUGGCUUGCAAUUUAGGAGAAAAACAUUUGUCAAACAAAGAACUUAUUACCGAUCAAUCUAUCUAUGCCUCGCUUUCAUUAACAUUUCCUUACACUUUCCCUCAUAUGGUCCAUACAUCUAGGAGCUAAGGAGACAUGUCCUUGAGUCUCAGUAGUCAAUUAAGAAAAGUGAAUAAAUAGAAAUAAGUGAAAAUGGCUAGUCUAACCAGUUCUAUCCACUUUGAACUUCAUAGUUUUAUCAUUUGCUGUGUAUAUAUAUAUAUAUAUAUAUAUAUAUAUUUGUAGUCCUGAUUUAGUUCACACUGCACUUGUAGUCAUUUACAACUUUACAAGGCAUAAUGUCAAAUCUCAUGUGUUAUGCAGAUUGCCAAAUUGCAGACAGCCAUUGCUGAAGCUGAGGAUCGUGGAGAUCUUGUCAUUAAGGAUGCCCAUACCAAACUCGCUGAGUUGGAGGCAGCUCUGCAGAAUGCCAAGCAGGAAAUGGCUCGCCAACUGCGAGAAUACCAGGAGCUGAUGAAUGUGAAACUGGCUCUGGAUGUUGAAAUUGCCACCUACAGGAAACUGCUGGAAGGAGAGGAGGGCAGGUUAGUAAACACAAAUAUACAAUAACAUUGUAUAUUUUUUUAAAAAAAUUUGCACAACAUAUAACUUACAUUUUUUGACAUGCAUCAAUGUCUUUAAAAAGCUCAGAGACAAUUAAAAAAAAAAUUCUUAACAACCCCCCCCCCAAAAAAUAAUAGACUCUGCAUUACUUUACAAUGGUAAAUUGAUAUAUGAUAUGUGCCAUGCUUAUUCCUGUCUGUUUCUUUGUUUCAGAUUGGGAGCAGACAACAAUUUCAGCAUUUGUAAGUACUAUUUGUAUAAAUCUAUUUCAAUCUUCCAAUGUUGCUAACAGAGAACAUAUUGGAAAGUACUCCAUAUAGGGUGCUGACCACAACUUGCCAAGUUACUACUUGAUACAUAUGUGGGUGUGUGUUUAUGUAUUAGUGAUUGUGUGUAUUUGUGUUGAAUACCUAGAAACUGAAUUUGCAAAAUGAUGUUCGAAAUAGACCAACUCAGUUACUUUAUAUAUUCAACCCAGUUACUUUGGCUUAAAUAAUUUGGUCCUCAAUUGACAAUUUUCUGUUAGUUAAAAAAAAAUCCAUACCAUCGUAGUUUAGCCUAUUUGAACAUAUAGGCACAUAAACAACACGCAACUGCAAAAUGAUACACUGUUCACAGCUUAGUGUGCCAAGGUUGUAAUUGGGGGCGCUUAGUGCAUUUAAAUGUAGGAGGUGCAAUGAUGUCUAGUUGAGAGGAGAGAGUGGAGUUGUAGUGGGAGGUUGCAGUGUUAGGGCAGGUGAGAUUUGAGAUGGGUGAAAGGAGACUUUGGAGGUUGCUGGGGAAGUGCUGUAGGUCACGACAAUAGAGGUUUCUGCAAGACUGAUGGGGUGAGGGUGGUUUACUUUGGGUACGGGUAUGCAGAAGUCAAUGGACAGUAGAUGGUGGUCCGAUAGAGGAUAUGGAACAUUGGAUAGAUUAGAGGUGGUACAGAGAUUGGUGAAGAUGAGGUCAAGAGUGUUUCCUGCUGUACGAGUUAAUGAAUUAGACCACUGUGUGAGUCCAAUGGAGGAGGUUAUAGUUAACAGACGAGUGGCAUCAAGGCAGUUAGGGUUGUUGAUUGGGAUAUUAAAGUCCCCAAGAAUGAGGGAAGGAGUGCUAAAGGAGAGGAAAUGGGGUAUCUAGGAAAAAAAGUGUUCUAUGAAUAGCCUAGGAUGACCGGGGGGGAGGAGGGGGCGAUAAAUGAUGGCAAUUCUUAGAGGAGUGGGUUUAAAUAGACGGACAGUGGAAACUUCAAUGGAAGUAAAGGAUAGGGCAGGGGCAGGGAGGAUAGUUUGAAAGGUACAUUAAGGAGAGAGAAGAAUGCCUACACCACCUCCUUUACAGUUUUUUGGUCUAGGAGUGUGGGAGAAUUGUAGCCCACCAUAACAUAACAAAGCAGGAGUAGCAGUAUCAGAGGGAGACAGGCAGGUCUCAGUGAGAGUAAGAAGUGUGAAUGAAUUUGAGAUGAAGAGGUCGAGUAUGACUGUUGAUUUUAUAUUGCUGCAGAUGGAGCAGGCGUUCCAGAGUGCACACUGAAUAUUGGUAGAUUAACCAUCAGUGUUAUAAUUAUGUUAAACCAACAGACAAGUGGCAAUAAUAUGACAUGACACAGUUAUGGUUACUCUUUUGGUACAGUCUCACCUUUUAAGAUUGAAUAUUAAUUGUUUUAUUUAUCUACAGCUGUGGUCAGUGGAAAGGUCUCCGGUGGAGGAGGAGGUGGAGGAGGAGGAGCUGGAUUUGGCUUUGGAAGUGGAUACGGCAGUGGAGGAGGUGGAGGAAGUGGUGGCUCUUUCUACUCUGGAGGAGGUGGUGGUGGAUUUGGCUCUGCAAGUUCCUCAGGAUAUUCCGGAUUUGGUGGUGGUGGUGGUGGCAGCAGCAGCGUGAGGUUCUCAUCAAGCCAAUCAAGCUAUAGAAGUUAA
This is a messenger RNA of Pelobates cultripes (western spadefoot toad), 44375 nucleotides long. The record is from the annotation of a GenBank genome assembly. NCBI's taxonomy places the organism in Eukaryota, Metazoa, Chordata, Amphibia, Anura, Pelobatidae.